Molecule: messenger RNA, 1707 nt
Organism: Hordeum vulgare subsp. vulgare (domesticated barley)
Lineage: Eukaryota; Viridiplantae; Streptophyta; Magnoliopsida; Poales; Poaceae
Product: protein MIZU-KUSSEI 1-like
Exons: 1
Coding region: 570-1481 (303 amino acids)
Biological process (GO): hydrotropism
Source: RefSeq, a predicted model, not a curated record
CUUUUUCUCACCUGUUUGCCCUAACCUUUCACAAAAGAGGAGACAACUUGCAGUAGUAAUCCCAAAAACAAAAUUCCAAUACCUUGAAGCUUUACUAAUCAGCCACUCGAAUUAACCCAACCCACACCAAACCGAUAUCCCACUCCGAGGCCACUGCCCUGUCACUCUCACAGCUCUUUUUCUUAACGGUUGCCGCUCUCUUCCUCUCAUCUCAGCCGUCCAUUGUCUCACCUGCCGUCGGUUUCUCCUGCCUGCCACGGCCUGCGUCCCUGUCCACCAUUUCCUCGCAAGAAAACAAGCCCAGGAUCAGAGCUCCAGUCCAUGCCAAGAACAAGAAGCUCUCUCCCCCCUUCUCCUACCUCUCUCCUCUGCUUUUUGUCCGCUCCGUUUUGGUGGGGGCUCUGCUCGCCGCCCCACCCAGUACAAAACCACCACCGCUAGCUGGCUUCGGAGACACUACACCACUGCACGCGACACUCUCUGCCUGCCUCCAUAGCCUCCGUAGCCAGUGAAGCAGAGCGAAGCGGAGGGGAGCCAUUGCUUUUGCUUGCUCCGAGCUCGAGGUCGCCAUGAGGGCCAUAGCGGCGGCGAAGGGCACGCACGGGCACGACCCGAUGUCGUCCUCGAGGAGGCACUUCAGGUGGCCGGUUCUUGGCAAGAGCGGCAGCCGUGGCGCCGGCGCUGCCAGCGGGGACGAGGGGUACGUGAGGGGCUCGGAGGCCGAGGAGGAGGAGGAGGACGAGCGCGCCAUGGCCUUCUCCUCCGCCUGCCCGUCAUUCCACUCCGAGGACUUCGUGUCCCCUCCCAAGAAGCCGGCGCCCGGGGCCGCCGCGCCAGCGCAGGUGGAGAAGCAGGGGAAGCAGAGGAGGAAGGUCCGGACGGCGGUGGCGCGGCUGCGGUCGGCGCUGUCGGCGGCCGUGUCGGGGCGGCGGCGGCAGGUGGGGCUCGGCGCGCGGCUGACCGGCACGCUCUACGGCCACCGGCGCGGCCACGUGCACCUGGCGUUCCAGACGGACCCGCGCGCGUGCCCGGCGCUGCUGCUGGAGCUGGCCGCGCCCACGGGGGCCCUGGUGCGCGAGAUGGCGUCCGGGCUGGUGCGCAUCGCCCUCGAGUGCGAGCGCGCCAAGGCCGCCACCGGAGGUGCCGGCGGCGACGGGGGCGGGAGGAGGCUGGUGGAGGAGACGGUGUGGCGCGCGUACGUGAACGGGAAGAGCUGCGGGUACGCGGUGCGACGCGAGUGCGGCGGCGCGGACUGGCGCGUGCUGCGCGCGCUGGAGCCGGUGUCCAUGGGCGCCGGGGUGAUCCCCGCGGCCAGCUGCGGCGGCGGCGAGGGCGACGUGAUGUACAUGCGCGCCCGGUUCGAGCGGGUGGUGGGGUCCCGCGACUCGGAGGCCUUCUACAUGAUGAACCCAGACAGCAGCAGCUCCGGCUCCGGCAUCAAUGGCGGGCCCGAGCUCAGCGUCUACCUCCUCAGAGUCUGAUCGGCCGGCGGCACGGCCCGGUGGAUGGAUGGUUAGCGUUUAUUCUGGAUGAAAGCGUAAAUGGGGCUGCAAAUGAAAUACGUUUUGUUGUUUAGCGUGUAGGUGAGUCGUUUGCUAGUGUUGGACUCCGGUCAAUGAACUGGAGUUAAGCAGUAGUGCUAGUAGUAGUACGUAGUACCAAGCAUGUUGUAAUCAUCAAUAAAUUAGUAUCAUCAUCCUGGCAUCA